AUGGAUUCAUCUCAAAUUCCUCUCUCUGUAUCCAUGUACGGCAGCGAAAACGGCCUGAGAAUGCAGAGCAGCGCUCUGUGGCGGUCUUUCAGAAACGGUGAUUUCGAAGAAGAAGACGUGUGGAACAUUCUCGAGGAGAAAUCGAUAACGGCUUCAAAUUCCACCGAUGAUUUGGAUUUCUUCGCCGAUUCGUCCAUUUCUGAAUCCGUUUCCGCUUCCGGAAUGAUUCCGAGGUUGAACGGCAGAGGCAAUGCUCGGAUUGCUCCGAAAUCGGCUCCUCGAUCGAUUCCGCAGUGGUUCAAACCUAACGGAAGUGAAACGCCAUGGAAAUUCGAUUGCGACGACGGAGUUGUCGAUGAGAGCGAGGAGGAGGAGGAAGAGGAGGAAGGAUUUGAGGAGAGAGUUCCGCCGCAUGAAUUGAUUGCAAAAAGGUUAGUUAGGGCACAGAUUUCGUCGUUCUCUGUGUUGGAAGGAGUUGGAAGAACAUUGAAAGGGAGAGAUCUGAGUAAAGUAAGGAAUGCUGUUCUUACCAAAACUGGAUUUCUGGAAUCACUAUGA
Messenger RNA from Cucurbita pepo subsp. pepo (vegetable marrow), 558 nucleotides. Its product is annotated as protein S40-4. NCBI's taxonomy places the organism in Eukaryota, Viridiplantae, Streptophyta, Magnoliopsida, Cucurbitales, Cucurbitaceae. The record is from RefSeq and is a predicted model, not a curated record.